Molecule: messenger RNA, 3566 nt
Organism: Puntigrus tetrazona (Sumatra barb)
Lineage: Eukaryota; Metazoa; Chordata; Actinopteri; Cypriniformes; Cyprinidae
Gene: trib2
Product: tribbles pseudokinase 2
Exons: 3
Coding region: 956-1993 (345 amino acids)
Biological process (GO): regulation of MAP kinase activity; positive regulation of proteasomal ubiquitin-dependent protein catabolic process; protein phosphorylation
Cellular component (GO): nucleus
Molecular function (GO): protein kinase activity; mitogen-activated protein kinase kinase binding; ATP binding
Source: RefSeq, a predicted model, not a curated record
AGAUAAUUUAGGGUGCUUCAAUUAAACUCCAAGGGCAACAAUUAUCUCACAUGACUGCACGGAUGGCUCGCUCGCAAGACUGUGGAUGUGUCAGCAUCAAGCGAGCGGCCAAUGGGAGCGCGUCUCGGCCGUGACGUCAGGGGGGCUGGUCGUGCGCGUGGAGAGCUCCAGUCAGUCCCGCGAGCGCAGUCAGUCAGUCAGUGCGUGCAGCUGACCCCGCGCGUUCAAUGGACUAGGUUCCCAGCCACGUAAGUAAAAAAAAAGAAGACGAUGGUGAUAAUGGUGUCUUGUUGCUGAAACAAGGGAUAGGCCCGGGGAGAACGUCGGCCGUCCCCUCUUGCCUUUGUCCGAAUCAGAUCCGAGCGCCGGAGAUCGUCGGAGUUUGGUUGCUCGCGAAGAGGAGGACAUCUACUUCCCAGGCGUAACAAAAGGCGGCUCGCGACCUGGAGGAAAUUUUUUCCUAGCCAUAUUUGGUAGAUGCACGGACGGGCUUCGCGUGGGGAUCCGCUCGAAUGAACACGGAGCGCCCUCUCAGGAUAUCUAAACCCGGCUUUUAAUUUAAUGCAAAAAAAACCCCCGUUCUUUACCUGCUGCGCUGCAUCGGCCGUGACGUCACAGCCUGUACAUUACAUACACCGCGCCGAUUCACGCGUUUUGGGCUUUUUUUUUUUUUUUUUUUUUUUUUUUUUGCAACCGAACCGUGCUGUUCUUUGAGGGCACGCUGAGCAUAGAGGUCACAAUUCAUGCAUGCACGUCAUCGCAUGUGUGCUCAAAUGACGCCACAUUGCCGGUGCAAUUAACGCACAUGCAUAAGAUCAUCAUUACAGUCAAGGGGAAUCGCCGCUGCCUUCAUGCCCAGUGUUAAAUAGAGGGCAUCUGUCUGUCAUUCACUUCCAACCCCCUCCUCCGAGACCGUCUGAACCCUCCUGAUCUGGACGAACCUCCUCCUAUACUCAUGAACAUACAGAGAUCCAGUCCCAUUAACAUUUCGCGUUAUGGGAGAUCGAGGCACAAAGCACACGACUUUGAGGAGCUAUCUUGUCUAAGGACUACAGAAUCCAACCAGAGUUUCAGUCCCAAUUUAGGAUCUCCCAGCCCCCCUGAGACCCCUGACUCCUCUCACUGCAUUUCUUGCAUUGGAAAUUACCUUUUGUUGGAGCCCAUUGAAGGAGACCACGUUUUUAGAGCCACCCACCUGCACAGUGGGGAAGAGCUCGUGUGCAAGGUGUUUGAUAUCAGUCGAUACCAAGAGUCCUUGGCCGCUUACUUCGUGCUGGGCACCCAUGAGAACAUUAACCAGAUAGUGGAGAUUCUUCUGGGGGAUACGCGAGCGUACGUGUUCUUCGAGAGGAGCCAUGGCGACAUGCACUCUUUCGUUCGCACUUGCAAGAAGCUGCGAGAGGAAGAGGCUGCCAGACUUUUCCAUCAGAUAGCAUCAGCUGUGGCGCACUGCCACGACAACGGCCUGGUCCUCAGAGACCUCAAGCUGAGGAAGUUCGUCUUUAAGAACGAGGACAGGAAUCUUGUAAAGUUGGAGAGUUUGGAAGACACGUACCUUUUAGAAGGAGGUGACGAUUCGCUCUCGGACAAACACGGCUGUCCGGCCUACGUCAGCCCGGAAAUCCUCAACGCCAAUGGCAGCUACUCUGGUAAGGCGGCGGACGUGUGGAGCUUAGGCGUGAUGCUCUACACCAUCCUGGUGGGCCGCUACCCGUUCCACGACGUGGAGCCCAGCUCGCUGUUUAGCAAGAUCCGGCGCGGCCAGUUCAGCAUCCCCGAGACGCUAACGCCCAAAGCCCGAUGCCUCAUCCGUAGCAUCCUGCGGCGAGAACCGGCCGAACGCCUCACCUCCCGAGAGAUCCUGGACCAUCCCUGGUUCUCAGCCUCCGGCGGUUCAGCCGCCGCCGCCAGCCACGGAAGAGGAGAGCGAGACUUGGACCAAAUGGUGCCAGAGGCCAACAUGGAAGAAGAACUAGAACAGUUCUUUAGCUGAGCACAAACUCGUCAGACAUUAUGCCACGCCCUUUUAGAUUAUCAAAAAAAAAAAAAAGAAAUACACUCAUUACAAAUGGUGUCUAUCGUUAUAUCUCAUUCCGUGAAAAGACAUGGUCUGGCUGCUGGACUUCUGGACGAAGCGCGUCGGGUGAUGUAGCAAGACUUACUUCGGUUUUUCUUUUAUUUCCGUUCGUUUAUGUCUUCGUUUUACGUGGUGCUCACGAGGCGUACGAGUAAGCUACAAACAUGCAUUACGGCACAGGAGAACGCAGCCAAGGAACAAAGAAAAUAUCAGGCGAAACUGCUCAGCCUCUCCUGUUUCCAGCUCUGAUUUGUCGACUUGCGCCUCAGUUACCCGUUUUCUUCGAAUGCAAAUCGUCGGUCGCGUCUCGAUCUUAUUUUAAAGCAUAGCGUUUCGACAGCCCUCCAGGUCAACGCCGCGAAGACCAUGUAGUUUAUUUUUUGCGUUUGGAUUCAUUUCGGCUGCAUUAAGAAUGAUUUGUGUUGCAUUAAGCUGUUCCUUUUACUAUUAUUGCUGCUUUUUCCCGCUCUAACCAUAACUGAAACUUUCUCCGUGAGUCUUCAGAGAAUAAAAAAACGUCAAGCACUUGACUCGCCUAGGCUUGGAGAUCCUCUCUGGACUAGUGUCAUCUAUUUAACUUUUAGUUGUUUUCUUUUGCUGGAGCAAAAUUUAUGUUCUUUUUUUUUUAUUUAUAAGGUUACUACUACUAUAUUUAAAGACAAAUACGUGCAGGGUUUUUUUUUUUUUUUUUUUCUCCGUUAUUUUCUUAACCGCCAGUUUUCGCGAAUAUUGUAGGCAAUAUAAUAUUGACACAGGACAGGUUUGAGUUUUUGUAUCAAAGUUUGUCCCAAGUUGGAAGGUCUACGAUUUAACGUCAGUGCCAGUAAUCACGCACCCCAAACGCACGCCGACCGUACUUUUUUAUUUGUCAUUUUUUCCUCUUGGUUUCGUUCUGUUUCUUUGCAUUUGACUCCAUAAAUAUUAGACGAUAUUUCUACGACUACACCGUCUCGAGUACCUCAUGUUAACUCUACUGCCUGCAUAGGUCUGUGAAAUGAUCAUGUUUUGAAUGGGUACAUGUAGACAUGUUUCGUCGUAUAUCAAUGUUACUUGAAAUCGUGAUUUAUAUCUAGUCAAUGGCAUGUGCCCUAUGAAUGCUUUAGCCUGCCUAGCAAGAGGGGAGUUCAUUUUUUCAGUUUCGUUUUCUUAAAGAAAAAUCUUACGAAGGAUUUACUAGGAGUCCAAUUGCGCUUAAGAGUUUCUUUUCGGUUUUUUUUUUGGUUUUGUUUUUCCUCUGGUCAUUGUGCUUUCACUCGUUUUGUAGAAGGAACUUUUGCCUACCUAAGUUGGUGCUGAUUAGGUGCUAAUUUUGAAGGAUGUUUUUCUUUUUCGUUUGUUCAUUUUUUUUUUUUUUUUUUUCACAUGUUUUCGAGGGGAGGGGGGAGUGCAUGGUGGGAUAUCUGCCUCAGAUGCUCUGAUUGUAAUGUAACAGAUUUUUGGUGUUUUGUCCAGAUUUAUUCAGUAAAUAAAUUGUGAACUGCACACUGAA